AUGCAGCUCUCGCGCAUCUUCUUCCUGCUCGCGCAUGUCCUGGCUCCGGUAGCCCUCCUCGGUACAACAUGGCUCUACCUUUACCCCUUCUUCGAUGAAGCGUGCUCGUUCCCUUCUCCACCGAAUUCCACUGCGCCCGCGCCGUUUCGAUUACUCGCACUCGGUGAUCCGCAGCUUGAGGGCGACUCGUCUCUCCCAAAAGCCGGCGCAAAGAUCUUCCGCUCGUUCGAUAACCUAGUGGAUCAUGUACGCGUUGCGGAGGCUGCACUGGAGAAGCUGGAUCUCGUACGGAACGCUAUAAAGGGCAUACCGAAGGAUAUCCCCGUUGAUAUUUGGGGCAACGACUGGUACCUCGCGCACAUUGUGCGCACACUGAGGUGGUGGACGAAACCAAGCCAUGUUGCUGUUCUCGGUGAUCUGCUGGGAAGUCAGUGGAUCAGCGAUGAGGAGUUUGAGAGGAGGAGCAGGAGGUAUUGGGAUAUUGUAUUCCGAGGUUUGGAGAAGGUGCCGGAGCGUAUCAUGACGGGCUAUGAAGAAGGAGAGCUAGAUGCAGAGAACGAGAAGGAAGAGAAACAAGCAGAUGAUGGAGAAAGGCAAGAGCGGGAAAAGAGGUGGGGUGGCACUGUCGAAAUACUUGGGGAAGAUCCAUCCUGGGCCAAAAGAGCUAUCAACAUCGCCGGGAAUCACGAUAUCGGCUACGCAGGGGACAUCGACACAAAUCGAAUGGAGAGGUUCGAGCAUCAGUACGGGAAGGUGAACUGGGAUAUUGUGUUCACCCUUCCGAACACUACUCUCGGGAAUACUGAAGAGCAGAACGAUCCUCCAGCGCUCCGUCUUGUCAUCCUCAAUACCAUGAACCUCGACACGCCCGCCUAUGACGGCGAUCUCCAGCGCGAGACGUACGACUUCAUAAACCACGUCGUCACCACAUCUCGCUCUGUGAACGACAAGACGCACGCCACUAUUUUACUUACGCACAUCCCACUACACAAAGAUUCAGGCGUGUGCGUCGACAGCCCGUUCUUCGAUUUCUUCGACGGCGGAGGUGUCAAGGAGCAGAACAUGCUCUCGGAUCACGCCUCGAAGAUCGUUCUAGAGAGCAUGUUUGGCCUGAGCAGCAACCAGCACGCCGAGGGCCAAGGCUUCGGACGGCGCGGCAUCAUCAUCAACGGGCAUGACCACGCUGGGUGCGAUCUACUCCAUUACAUCGUACAACCGGGUGUCGCUAGUGGGUGUCCGGAGAAUGUUGAUGAGCACCAGAUACAUCUCCCACCUGCGUUGGCAAACGCUAGUACUUCGUUAUUCAUCGAGGAAGUGCUGAAAGAUAGCUUCGACGCCAACGACACCCUUUCCGACCUCAACCUUCCAAGCCAAGACUCCAGCGAAGAAGCUGAGACUGAAGCUGAACAUGAACCAGAAUCCGAAGAGCAACAGACCAAGUGGCAGGCGCAGCGCGUCCCGUACCUCCCGUACAAAGCCACCUCAAGCGGCGAAUGCAUCGCCCUCAACACCGUCCCUCGCAUCCGCGAAGUCACCCUACGGAGCAUGAUGGGCGAGUUCUCCGGCUACGCAGGUUUUCUCUCUGCGUGGUUCGACGUCAGCGCAGGUGAGAAGGGGGAAUGGAAGAUUGAGGUGAGCACGUGUGGGUUGGGCGUGCAGCAUUGGUGGUGGGCGGUGCAUAUUGUGGACGUAAUUCUGGUAUUGGCGUUGAUUGUGGGAGGUGUGCUAGUUUUGAUUGAGGCCAAGACGAAUGAUGCUUCCAAGACUGACGAUGUCAAGACUAUAGACCUGAACGCUAGUAAGCACAAUAAUGGCAAAGUGGGGCAAGCACAGGAGCUGGACAUGUUGUAG
Didymosphaeria variabile is the source of this 1851-nucleotide messenger RNA. RefSeq lists its product as uncharacterized. Gene Ontology annotation, biological process: GPI anchor biosynthetic process. Gene Ontology annotation, cellular component: endoplasmic reticulum. The transcript has 3 exons. Lineage: Eukaryota; Fungi; Ascomycota; Dothideomycetes; Pleosporales; Didymosphaeriaceae. Bases 1 to 1851 code for a protein of 616 amino acids. The record is from RefSeq and is a predicted model, not a curated record.